Molecule: messenger RNA, 2316 nt
Organism: Solanum pennellii
Lineage: Eukaryota; Viridiplantae; Streptophyta; Magnoliopsida; Solanales; Solanaceae
Exons: 1
Coding region: 1-2316 (771 amino acids)
Source: RefSeq, a predicted model, not a curated record
AUGAAAGAAUUGCAGUGCAUUCCAGACGUCGCCGGGUUAAGCUACGCAGAACUGUGUAUCCACCCAGACUUGAACCUGCCUGAAGGGUUCAAAAUUCUGAAGUUUGAUACCUUCGGAGGGGUGGGCAACCCCAUGGCGCACUUAAGAGCAUAUUGCGACCAACUCGUGGGAGUUGGCAAAGAUGAAUCUUUGCUGAUGAGGUUGUUCAGCCGGAGCCUGUGCGGUGAGGCCCUGGAAUGGUUCACGUCACACGAAACUCGACAAUGGCCCAGUUGGAGCGCACUAGCCAAAGAUUUCAUUGAUAGAUUUGCGUACAACAUCGAGAUAGUCCCUGAUCGGUACUCCUUGGAGAAAAUGAGGCAGAAAUCCACAGAGAGCUAUCGGGAAUUUGCAUACAGAUGGAGGAAAGAGGCAGCGAGGGUGAGGCCUCCGAUGACAGAGAAGGAGAUUGUAGAGGUGUUCGUACGGGUGCAAGAGCCCGAGUACUAUGACAGAAUCAUCUUGUUAAUCGGCGCCAAGUUCGCCGAGAUAGUCAAAGUGGGUGAGACUAUCGAAGAUUGCCUGAAGUCGGGGAAGAUAGCCCGAGUGUCCUCAUCGCCUGGAUCUUCCGGACUGGUGAGGAAGAAGAGAGAGGAGGUUGCCGCUAUUUCAUACGGGGGAAGAAAAGUUCCCAGAAACUCCUCGCUUCCUCAAGACCGCUCCAAGCCUCCACCAAAGUCUCACCAAGCCUAUCGUCCACAAUCCAAUCAUUCCGGCAACUACCAUGCUGCCCCCGCUUAUCCAGAUGCUCAAAUUUUGUCAUAUCCAAACCCACCCCCAAAUCCCCAAAAUUUUCCCUCCGUAUACCCAAAUUACCCCCAAGCUUAUCAAAUUACUCCCCCUUACCAGAAUGUCGCUCCCAGCUGCGCUAAUAUACAGCCAAGCUAUCGAGCACCUUCCCCCGCAUAUCAAAUUCAAACUCCAGCAUAUCAAAGCCCCCUCCUAAAUUACCAAGCUCCAACGCCAAACUACCAGACAAAUCCCUACCCUAGAACCCAAGCUCCUCACCCAAAUGAUCGCAGUUAUCAACAAAUCCCUCCCCCUCAGCAGAGCGGGUAUGAUCCCUCUCGCCCCAGGUUUGAGAAGAAUCCCUCCAGAAACUUUACCGCACUGGCUGAAAGCAGAACCAAGCUGUUCGAAAGAUUAUCCGCGGCCGGAUACAUCCACCCUGUGGGGCCCAAGCCCGUGGAUGUUAACUCCAGAUUCUACAAACCGGAGCAGAGAUGUGCUUAUCAUUCCAACAGUGUUGGACAUGACACUGAAGACUGUAUCAAUCUUAAGCACAAGAUCCAGGAUUUGAUCGACGAGGAAGUGGUCUCCCUCCAGCCUGCGGCGCCAAACGUCAAUACCAAUCCGUUGCCGAAUCAUGGGGGUGGGAACAUCAACAUGAUAGAAAUAGACGAAGGCGAGUGUGAAACCAAGAGAAUUACUCCUGUUGUUCAGGAAGACUUGGAAAAGGUUGUCGCUUCUUUGAGCGUCAGGGAAAAAAGAGAGUUCGUUAUUCUGACACCUGCGAAGGCUGUUGCCUUGGUGCCCUCGAAGACUCUCGCCAAACCCAAGUUCGUCAUAAAAAUGGCCGUGGCCCAAGGCAUGACUAGAUGUGGUAGAUGCUACACUCCUGAUGAGCUUGCUCUCGGAGGACAAAAGAAAGAGCAUGCCAAGAGACCAAUAAGUGAAGCAGAAGCCGAAGAGUUCUGGAGGAGAAUGCAGCCUAAAGAUUACUCCAUUUUCAAGCACUUGGAGAAGACUCCAGCCCAGAUUUCUGUAUGGGCCCUACUGAUGAGCUCCUGGUCCCACAGGCAGGCUUUGAUGAAAGCCCUGGAGGACACGUACGUGCCCUCAGGCAUGAGCAGCGAUAAUGUAGCGGCCAUGAUUCACCAAGUCAUUCGGGGACACCGCAUCAGUUUCUGCGAUGAUGAAUUGCCGGCCAAAGGGAGAUCCCAUAACAAAGCUCUAUACGUCACUGUGAUAUGCCGCGGAAAGGUCGUCAAUCGUGUUCUGGUAGACGAUGGAUCUGGUUUGAACAUAUGCCCCUUGUACACAUUGAAGCAGCUGAGGUUUGACCUCAGAAAGUUGGAGCAAAACCAGGUUAAUGUAAGAGCAUUCGACGGUGUGCAGAGAGACACAUUAGGAGCAGUAAACUUGACCAUCCAAAUGGGCCCCGCGGUGUUCGAGGAAAAGUUCCAAGUAUUGGAUAUUGACACCAGCUACAACCUUCUUUGGGAAGGCCAUUCAUUCACAUGGCUGGAGCUGUCCCCUCCACUCUCCACGAAAUGA